Molecule: messenger RNA, 1589 nt
Organism: Closterium sp. NIES-67
Lineage: Eukaryota; Viridiplantae; Streptophyta; Zygnematophyceae; Desmidiales; Closteriaceae
Source: the annotation of a GenBank genome assembly
UGCGCGCCGCUCACGGUGCCAACUCUUUAGCUGCUAGCCUCUUGGCCUUCUCUCGCGUCGCUUGUCUCUUGGCUUCCAAUCAGCCCGUGGAGAGAGUUAGUGUGUCGGCGGGCCGGGAAACAGCGACGGGAGCCUCCGUCCUAUUGCGGCAGUUGCCAAGGUCACGUGAACGUCACGUGACGGUCGCGACUACUAGAGCUCUGCUCUUGUCAGCUCAAGCGAGACGCGUCAGCUGCCAAGGUGAACGUCACGCAGCGGUCGCGUUUACGUCACGGGAUGGUCACGUCUCGACUAGAGCUCGAGAGGUCGACUCGACGUUGGACGUAGUCAGUGGGGCGAUCCGGAUCGUAGAGCUCGAGGAUUCCUCUGUGGAGACUCGGAAUUAAGGCAAUAAAGAUGAGGGGACUCGAGAUGGAGGCGAAUUAAUAUUGAGGCGACUCGAGAUUAAAGCCCCUCUCAUUGUGAGGCUCGCCAGACAACCCGCCAUGGUGAACGUGCGAGAGGUCGACUUAGGCGGCAGCCGCACGAUCCGGAUCGUAGAGCUCGAGGACGCGAUCGACCCGGCGACGAGGAAGUCAGUGACGGGCGCGUGGGUGUGGGACGCGUCGAUCGUCUUCGCCACGUGGCUCUCGCACGACAAGGCCACGUGGCCGGAGGGGUCGAUUAAGGAUCUAAGGGUUCUAGAGCUCGGAGCGGGAUUAGGACUCGUGGGGCUCGCCGCGGCGGCCUUAGGAGCGCGCGUGCUGCUGACGGACCGCGAUUUAAGAGUACUAAGUGGGAUCAGGCGGAACAUUAAGGAGAAUGCGCUCGAGGGAAGGGCCUUUGCGGCGCAGCUGGAAUGGGGUGAGGGCUUGCCCAGGCAGGUGGAUCUGCGGAAAGGUGUUUUUGCCGAGAGGGCGGGGGGGAAUGGGGGAAUGGAGGCAGAAGAUCCGACGGAUGGGCGGAGUACCGGUAGUGCGGAACGUCUGUUGGCGGAAGGGGGACCUAGCGAGCGCGGAGCAGGAGGAAAGCAAGGGAGAGCAGGAGCUGCAGCGUCGUCAGGAGAAUCAGGAGGGUUGAGUGCACACGGAGGGGUACGAGGAGGCGCUGAAUCUGAGCCGUUGGAUGUUGAGGAUUUCGUGAAGGAUCUGGAUCUGAUCGUUGGAUCGGAUAUCAUGUACGAGGCAGAUCUGAUGCCCGCCCUUUGCCAGACUGUCAAGCAGCUGGUGGGACCUCGCACUAGGAUAUUCUUCUCAGUGGAGCUGCGCCCAGCCACGCCCAAGUGUUUCCAUGGCAUGGCAGGGGAGGGCAUGACGUGGCGAGCAGUGGAUCAGAGCAAUCUACACCCGGAGUGGCGGAGCGACGAUAUAAAGGUCUUCCAGUUUUUUACGUAGUAACAUGGUUGCAAUGAUCAAAGUUAGAGAAUCAAUUGGGGAGACACAUGCAGGAUAGAGUUCCUAUAAGUGUGUUGUACUCUCUACAGUCCAGGGCCUCAGAUAGGAUUUCAGGCAUCCUGACCAAUCAGGGCGGGCCCCCAAAAAAGCUCGUGGUAGUUGUUGUGACAUAUGAAGUUUUGCAUUCCUGCAAGUUCCGUUUCAGUGUACCUAGCA